Messenger RNA from Echinostoma caproni, 450 nucleotides. The record is from the annotation of a GenBank genome assembly. NCBI's taxonomy places the organism in Eukaryota, Metazoa, Platyhelminthes, Trematoda, Plagiorchiida, Echinostomatidae.
CAACACAAUAAUCUGGACGCUCAAGAAGUUAAGAAGCGCAGGCCAUUCAAGAAGUACUUUUACCGUGGAGUCGAUCUUGACCAGUUGCUUGAUAUGGAUAUGGAGCAAAUAGGAGAAUUGAUGCCUGCUCGCAUCAGAAGGCGCAUAAAGCGCGGUUUGCGGAGGAAACACACCGCGCUUCUUAAAAGACUGCGACGCAGCAAGAAGGAAUGUCCCUUUGGAGAGAAGCCGAAGGCCGUUAAGACUCAUCUGCGGAAUAUGAUCAUUCUCCCCGAAAUGAUCGGAUCAGUCGUUGGAGUCUACAACGGGAAGACGUUCAAUUCAGUGGAAAUCAGACCUGAGAUGUUGGGUCAUUAUUUGGGUGAAUUUUCCAUCACAUACAAGCCUGUCAAACAUGGGAAGCCCGGUGUUGGUGCCACCCACAGCUCGCGCUUCAUCCCACUGAAGUAA